Setaria italica (foxtail millet) is the source of this 689-nucleotide messenger RNA. Its product is annotated as tonoplast dicarboxylate transporter-like. Gene Ontology annotation, molecular function: transmembrane transporter activity. The transcript has 2 exons. Gene Ontology annotation, biological process: monoatomic anion transmembrane transport. The record is from RefSeq and is a predicted model, not a curated record. Gene Ontology annotation, cellular component: membrane. The coding region runs from base 24 to 440 and encodes 138 amino acids. Lineage: Eukaryota; Viridiplantae; Streptophyta; Magnoliopsida; Poales; Poaceae.
GCGGGCACCCGGCGGCGCGCAACAUGCUCGGCGUGCUGGCCUGGGUGUUCCUCUGGUGGAUCACGGACGCCGUGCCGCUCGCCGUCGCCUCCAUGGCGCCGCUGUUCCUGUUCCCGGCGUUCGGCAUCUCGUCCGCCGACGACAUCGCCAAGGCAUACAUGGACGACGUCAUCGCCCUCGUCCUCGGCAGCUUCAUCCUCGCGCUCGCCGUCGAGCACUACAGCAUCCACCGACGCCCCGCCCUCAACAUCACGUCCCUUCACCGGGUCGCCGCACCUGCUGCUGCUGGGCAUCUGCGGCACGACCGUGUUCAUCAGCAUGUGGAUCCACAACACGGUGUGCACCAUCAUGAUGGUGCAGGUGGCGACGGGGAUCCUGCAGCGGCUCCCGCGCGACCAGGGCAGAGACAAGCAGGGGGAGGGUCCGGAUCGCCUAGUUGACGAUGAUCCAAGGAAGCCGAAGCGGAGGCAUUCCGGCGAGGGUACGUGACGUUGUUGAGGUGGACCAUCUGCACUUCCACCGUCCGUCCGGCUAGUAGACUCCAAACAAUGAGGAGCAACUUGCCGGACAGUACAAACAAUACCUUUUUGAAUUGGAACUUUUCCGUCACUCCGUGUCAGCUUGCCUAUUCCAGAAAUGGCAUGAAGCUUUAUCCUGAAUAAUAGUCAGCAGCAGAGCAAUCUUAUCCA